AUGGCUGCGUUGACAGUGGCUUCUAUAUACAUCCCGAUGGCUCUUUCACUGGCCUCGAACCUUGCCCAUGCCCCACCAAUCAGUGGCUUGUACUCCUUCGUGAUUCAUCCUCUGAUAUAUGCCAUUCUAGGAAGCUGUCCCCUCCUGGUAGUUGGGCCAGAGGCUGCAGGCUCCCUUCUCACAGGUGCCAUCGUCAAAGCAAGUGUCAUGCAAGGAAACUCCGGCGAAGACGACCUCGCAGAAACCGCCUUGGUCGUAGGAGUUGCCACCGCAAUGUCGGGCAGUAUGAUUCUCAUUGCCGGAUUGACUCGUCUUGGUUUCCUGGACAAUGUCCUGAGUCGACCCUUCUUGCGAGGAUUCAUCACUGCCAUUGGCUUUGUGAUCUUUGUAGAUCAAUUGAUUCCAGAAUUGGGUCUUGCCGAUCUAGCCAAAGACACUGGUGUCAGUCAUGGAACCAGCGUUUCUAAGUUGAUCUUCAUCUUCCGAAACGCUGGUCAGUCCCAUGGGCUCACUGCCAUAGUCUCAUUCGUUAGCUUUACGGUCAUCAUGGUUUUCAGAACAUUGAAAAAGAUGCUCGUACCACGUAUUCCCCAAGUUAUUUACUUCCCAGAUCGCUUUUUGGUUGUCGCCCUGUCAGCGGUGCUGGCUUGGCACUUUGACUGGGAGUCCAAAGGACUCGAAAUUCUUGGAUCUACAGAGGUCGCUGCCGGAGGACUCUUCUCAUUUAACUGGCCCUUCCAGUUUGCGCACAUGAAGCAUGUGCGAACGGCAAUGAGCAAAGCCUUCAUCAUCGCCCUGCUCGGUUUCUUUGAGUCUUCUGUGGCGGCCAAAGGACUGGGCGAAGGGAAUUCCGACGGAAUCAAGGGAAUGCACAUGAGUGCCAACCGUGAGAUGGUUGCCCUCGGUGUUGCGAAUGUCGUUGGUGGCUGUUUCUCUGCCCUGCCUGCAUUUGGUGGCUACGGACGAAGCAAGCUCAGUUCCCAGACUGGAGCACGCUCUCCAAUGACCAGUGUCUUUUUGAGUUUGAUCACGUUUACUUGUGUCAUGGUGCUUUUACCAUACCUCUAUUAUCUUCCGAAAGCAGUUUUGUGCUCCAUGAUUUCUGUGGUAGCUUACACCUUGGUAGAAGAAUGUCCCCAUGACCUACUAUUCUUCUUCCGACUACGCGGCUGGACCGAGCUUGUUCUGAUGGUACUCAUUUUCACGACAACAAUAUUCUACUCAUUGGAGCUUGGCAUGGCAAUGGGAAUCGGCCUCUCCGUCAUUAUUCUCAUCCGCCACGCCACACAACCCCGAAUCCAAAUUCUCGGCAGGGUGUCCGGCACAGAAGCUCGCUUCGACAACGCCGAACUCCACGCCGAAAACGUCGAGCUGGUCGAGGGUGCCCUGAUCGUCAAAAUCCCCGAACCCUUGACCUUCGCCAACACAGGUGACUUGAAAAACCGUCUCCGUCGUCUGGAACUCUACGGCUCGAACCAUGCGCACCCUUCGCUCCCGCGUAUGCGCGCACCGGAGCAUAACAAGAAUAUCAUUUUCGAUGUUCAUGGUGUAACGAGUAUCGAUGGGUCUGGAACGCAAGUUCUUUCAGAGAUCGUGCAUGCAUAUGCAGAACAGAGGGUCCAAGUGUUUUUCUGCCGGUUGCCGAAUCGGAAUGUGUUUAGCAUGUUCGAGCGGAGUGGGAUUGUUGAAAAGUGUGGUGGAUUGACGCAUUUCGUCCCUAGCGUCGAUGAAGCGCUGCGGUUGGCGGAAUCUGAAGAUCAGGCGCGGGAAUUCUGA
Penicillium salamii is the source of this 1776-nucleotide messenger RNA. The record is from the annotation of a GenBank genome assembly. NCBI's taxonomy places the organism in Eukaryota, Fungi, Ascomycota, Eurotiomycetes, Eurotiales, Aspergillaceae.